This is a messenger RNA of Syzygium oleosum, 3612 nucleotides long. RefSeq names its product ribonucleases P/MRP protein subunit POP1-like. Bases 116 to 2662 code for a protein of 848 amino acids. NCBI's taxonomy places the organism in Eukaryota, Viridiplantae, Streptophyta, Magnoliopsida, Myrtales, Myrtaceae. Gene Ontology annotation, biological process: tRNA 5'-leader removal. The record is from RefSeq and is a predicted model, not a curated record. The transcript is spliced from 13 exons. Gene Ontology annotation, cellular component: ribonuclease MRP complex; nucleolar ribonuclease P complex.
AGAAAAACCGCCUCGCUUCUCCCUCUCGUCAGUCUCACAUCCGCCGCGCCGCUCCGCUCCGCUUCCGGACCCGCCGCCGCGCCGACUCGCCACCGCGCCUUCGUGAACUCAAGUGAUGGGCUCUGAUGGAAGUAAAAGAUCAGUGGCUCCUCGAACUCUCAGUGUCAGAAAGUUUGCGGAAUCUAGAGCUGCUGAAGUUGAGAAUCUACACUCCAUCGUAGCCAACAGAUUGAGCAAUAAUUUUCGCUCUCGAAGGGAUAAGAGGAGGAGAACCACUGCCCAUGACAACCAACUGGCCAAUAGAAGGCAUAGGAAGAGGCGAAAGGAUUCACCGGUGGCUGGUGCUGAUCGCAAUCCUGCAGCUCCAGGCAAAGUUCCUCGACGAGUGCGGCGCAGAAAUGAGCUGAAACAAAAUCCCGAGAGUGGUUUCUGUACAUCUGGGGAUGGAACUAGGAGACUUAGAACUCAUGUUUGGCAUGCGAAGCGGUUUACUAUGACCAAGUUGUGGGGAUUUUACCUUCCUCUCGGUUUGCACGGCAGAGGGAGGGGUUCAAGAGCUCUUUUGAAGUGGUAUAAGCAAGGAGUAGUCAUCCAUGAUGCUAGUUACCAUUUUGCUGUCCAGUUCGAGGGUCCAGAGGAUUCUUUGAUUUCGGUGUUAGAUAGAGUACUAGUUCCUUCUCCAUCUGCUCAUCCAAUGGACAUGUCUCAUUCAAUUCUUUCUGGUGUUACAUAUGGAAGGGCUUUGCUUCAUCAUGUUGGAACACCUCUUUCCAAGCCAAUUGCUCCGGUUAUGUAUAUGUGGAGACAUUUGGACCAGCAUAAUACUGAAAAAGUUCAGCAGGAUUGCGCUAAUGGGGAAGGUGUACCUGAAAAUAUUGAUGACUCUGUUCCAUUUCGUCAGCUAUGGGUCUGGAUACAUGUGUCAGCCUUUACUGAGGGAUAUGCUGCUCUAAAGUGUGCAUGUCAAAAGGAGAUGGAUGAAGUGGGUAGUUUGAUCCGUUGCUCUUCGCUUGAGGGUCAUCUGGCAAAGUUGGAGAUUAUGGGAUCAGGUGCUUUUAAGCUUCUUCAGAAGAUUUUACAUCCGAUAAAACACGCUGUAGAAAGACCUUUUCAGUUGAAGAAGCAUUCUUCUGUCGAGGCUAGUAUGGACGAAAAGAAGAUGGAAUGUGACUUGCUUCACAAUGAGGACGGUUUUCCUUCUCAUGCGAUUUUCUCUCUUAUGGUCAAGGACCCUCGGGAAUACAUGGAUGAAGAAAAUUUUAAUGAUUCAAAAAUGAUAGCUCUUAGUACAGUUGAUGAGGUUUUAUCACAUGUAACUGAAAAGCAGCCAUCUAUAACACAACCUGUGGACAAGGGAGGAGGUUUACUCCUAUUGUCACAGGCACAUCAUGGUCUGUGGGAUGCUGCUUCAGGACUAAGAACCCCAAUUGAAGAGAAUGUUCUUCACACGGAGAGGCACAAGAAGCGUAUGGAUUUCUUGUGCUUGGAUAAUUUUAAUUCAGGGAUGUCAAAUUCUUUAGAUAGUUUGCAGUCUUCAAGAUCCUGCCCUAUAAUGCUUCUAAGAAAUGGGAGCGCAGAUGACCGUCUCAAAGGGUGGUCAAUUGUACUCCCCUUGAGUUGGGUCAAGGCCUUCUGGAUUCCUCUUAUUUCCAAGGGGGCUCAUGCAGUAGGUUUGAGGGAGAAGCACUGGAUUGCAAACAAUGCUUACCUGCCCUACUUUCCAUGGGAUUAUCCUGAUUGCAAUGCGUAUACAUCCCUUAUGGCAAUCGAAGCUGCUGCUUCUCAUUCAAAAGCAGAUCGCCGUCCUCCUGCAGUCAGAGCUCUAAAAGUUCCCAUUCCACCACCAUGGAGUACUAUUUGCUCUUUUGACAAAGCAUUUACUGCUGGGGUAAAUACUCUGAUCUCCAGUGAAAGAAGCACAAGCAACAGCAGUUCUCCAUCAAACUUGACAAAUAGUAGCUCAGGCGUGACAUCAUCCAGACUCCGAGAUCAUAUGUGUGGUUUUAGGGGUUCUGUAGUCAGGACAAACAAGGAGCUGACCUGCUUCCUUGAAGAUAACUAUGGUGGUCAUUCAUUUUUAUUUCCUUACAAUAUGGUGAGAGAUAGGAGUUUCUUGAAGGCUUUGAAGGACCAGAGCAAUGUUGGCGGAUUGGCAAAUGGGAUCUCUCGAGUCAUGGCUCGUCAUGACUUAUGUUUCCUAAGGGUGAUACUGCAUGCUUUAAAGGAAGGUUUCUUCGAAGAAGGAGCAAUUGUAUGUGCACCUCAUUUCACUGAUAUAUCAUCAAGGGAUUUGAGGCUAGAAAACAAUGAAAUUGGUCUACAAAUGCCACAAUCAGCUGCAGCAUCAUACUUCAAAGAGGUUCGUCCUGGGGAAUGGGAAAUCCAAGUGCCAGAGGACCCAAUUGCUAGGGAGAGUCACCGUUGGCCUAUUGGAUUUGUCACAACGGGAUUCGUUCGGGGCAGCGAGAAGCCAACAGCAGAAGCUUUUUGUGAGGUAAACUAUCUAGCACAUCUUAGAGAGGAGCAGUGGACCGAGAUGUCCGUGGAACGGAGGAAAAAGGAGAUAUAUGUUUUAGUCAGGAAUAUGAGGUCUUCAGCAUAUAGACUUGCUCUAGCCACUAUCGUACUGGAACAGCAGGAAGAUGAUUUGGAAUUCAUGUAAGAUGGUUGUCUCCUGUUUAUACCUGAUGACACUGGAUGAGCUGGUUCAUGCUUGUCCGAGUCAUCAAUGAAGCGAAGCAGUUUGGUGCCUCUCAGUGCCGGUGUGGCAGAUGUCGCCCCAAAUCAGUACAGUUCCAGCCACAUCAGCUGAGCCACCGCUUUCACGGAAUGUCUCUCAGGUUCGUUCACCUGUCUUUGCGACAGAUUGUUGCCAGCCCGACAUGGUGUUGAAAUGAGGCAGCGAAGGUUGCCAUUUGUGAUCUGCUGCUGCUAAAUGUCCCUCAAAAUCCCAAUUGGAAUGUUUUUUCUCCAAGAACUCGCUUCUCAACUGGGUUUGCAAGUUUCUGAAGUCAAGUCAACAAAUUUCUAUGUACUCAGCUGAUCGAGAUUAAUUAUCUCAUUUGAUGUUAUGCUGCAAACCGGACUUGGUUUACAGCUAGUGUGCAUCUGCGACCCUCUCUUCAUAUAGGGUCCAUCAGAGGCCUUCGCUGGUUGGCAAGUACGAGCAUGUCAACUUCGCUCAAUCUAAGGCCCCUGCACCUUCUAAAGGUAAACCUAGCGCUUUGGGCAUCUGUUCUCAUGUUUAUAUGAAGCACACGUACUUUCCAUUUGUCUGUUAAAAGACGUACAUGUUGGACACGCUUCAGCUCUCUGUUCGGAGAAUCAUGGGGGUUUUAUGAUCGCCAUAUACGGGCUAGGCUUACAAAGAGAUUAUGGAGAGGAAAAAGAAAAUCUAAAACGAGUACUUGACUGUACUCACCCUUGAGAAGUUCAAGAACCAUUCUGUUUAGCAAUCUUGUAAAUUUGCCUAAGUAUGCGAAAAAGGUGCUGCUUCUGCAGUUAUUGGACUAACUUUAUUUGGUACCUUAUAGAAGGUCAAUAGACGUGUCUGAUCUAUACUCAUGGAGUUGACUCUCUUUCAAUAGUGGGAACUCAUGCCUCAGUUUUCGA